AUAUUAAAAAUUUUUCUAAAACACUAACGCUAAUUGAAUAUAUUAUUCACAAACAAGGACUUUAUACGCUGUAUUUCAUACGGGGUAAUAAUUUGAAAAUUUGAAUGUACUGUUAGGGUGUAAUAAUGGUGUAUAUAUAAAAUCGGCUCGAUGUAUCAAAACGUUAUCAAAACUCAGGUAAUUAAUUAAGCUUCACCGGCCGCCGGCAACCUAUGGCCUCAAAAUCUCCCAAACCCUCCAUUAGCACGGCCCUCUACGGCGGCGGCACCACCACUACCACCACCAUGGACGUUGAGAAAGUUUUCCACAUGAAUGGAGGCACUGGCCAAACUAGCUAUUCCAAAAACUCUUCCCUUCAAAAAAAGGCGUCGGACAAGGUGAAGCACGUGACACUAGAGAGCAUAGAACAAGUUUUUGUGAGGACGGUUCCGAGGAGCAUGGGCAUAGCCGACUUGGGAUGCUCCUCGGGGCCGAACACGUUGUCCAAUGUCAAAGACAUGGUGGAGAGGGUGGGGUGGGCGGGCCGGGCGCUCGGCUUGCCGGAGCCGGAGUUUCGGGUUUACCUCAACGAUCUCCCCACCAACGACUUCAACUCCAUCUUCCAGGCGUUGCCGGAGUUCCAGGCGGAGCUGAAACGGGAACGAGGCGGUGCAGGAGGAGGAGAGGGAGGGCCUUGGAUAUACAUAGCGGGUUGUCCCGGCACUUUCUAUGGAAGGCUUUUCCCGGAAAAUUGGUUGCACUUUGUUUAUUCAUCCAAUAGCUUGCAUUGGCUCUCCAAGGUCCCACCCGGGUUAUACGACGCAGAAGGAAGGCCAAAAAACAAAGGAAGCGUAUACAUAACACAACGGAGCCCCCCGGAGGUGGCCCAAGCUUAUGUUCACCAAUUUAAUUUGGAUUUCUCUUUGUUCCUUGGUUUGAGGUCAAAGGAGCUAGUCAUGGGAGGGAAAAUGGUGCUCAUUUUUCUUGGGAGGGAAACCUCUAUUCAUAUUGAUAGAGGCAAUUCUUUCUUAUGGGACCUCCUCACCAAAGCAUUCUCAAUUUUGAUCUCCAAGGGAGAAGUGGAGGAGGAGAAGGUGGACGCAUACGACGUUCAUUUUUAUGCUCCAUCGAUGGAAGAGGUAGAGAAGGCAGUGAAGAGUGAAGGUUCGUUCGAGAUGGAGAUGCUACAAAUGUUCGGAGCAGACAAUAAGAAAGAAGAAUAUUCUUAUAAGAAUGAUGGGGAGAUGAUGAUGGUGAGCUAUGGAAGGAGAGUUGCUAUGGGAGUGAGGGCAGUUCAAGAAUCAAUGUUGACACACCAUUUUGGAGGAGGAAUACUUGAUAGUCUCUUUGAAGAGUAUGGAAGAUUGCUUGAUCUUGAAUUGAGUAUACAACAUAUUACACCCAUUACUUUUGUCCUUGUACUUAGGAAACUUUAAUCCACCAAUACACCAUAGAGAAUAAAAGACCAUCCUUCCAUACUUGCUUUAAACAUUUCUAAUGCCAAACUUUGAACAAUAAAAUCUCUUAAUGUUG
Messenger RNA from Cuscuta campestris, 1512 nucleotides. The record is from the annotation of a GenBank genome assembly. Lineage: Eukaryota; Viridiplantae; Streptophyta; Magnoliopsida; Solanales; Convolvulaceae.